Heterobilharzia americana is the source of this 6138-nucleotide messenger RNA. The record is from the annotation of a GenBank genome assembly. NCBI's taxonomy places the organism in Eukaryota, Metazoa, Platyhelminthes, Trematoda, Strigeidida, Schistosomatidae.
CUUUAAACUGACCAAUGACGCUUUAGCACGAACAAGAGUGGGUUAGGCGCCAUAUCACAUUUCAACUAAUUGGUGUCAUGUUGGUUUUGAAGCUUUUGUUGGUAUAUUUGUCGUCUGUUCUCUCGAUAUGUACAGCACAGGAUGCUGCUACUGACGAUGCGGUUAAGAAGAAGCCCUCCUUCAAUACUCCAAAUAUUCCAAGUGGUGCUUAUCUUGCCCUGUUCUUUAAUUCACCUUCAGACCUAAGCCAAAAACUAGUAGUCUCUCAGGCUCGUAAAGAUGGUAUUGAUGACUCAAUUGCCAAAUAUGAUGGAAUUUGGUCUGUUGAAGUGCCUCGUUCUAGCGCAAUCGAUGGAGAUUAUGCUCUAGUUCUCAAGUCAAAAGCCAAACACCACGCUGUCUCCACAAAGCUAUCUAGACCGUUGAAAUUCGACUCUGGGGAACUUGUGAUUCAGUAUGAUGUGAAGUUCCAAGAUGGGAUCGACUGUGGUGGUGCGUAUAUUAAGCUAUUGAGUUCUUCUGCCAAUUUGGACCUGAAACAAUUUAAUGACAAAACUCCAUACACAAUUAUGUUUGGACCUGACAAAUGUGGACUAGAUAAUAAAUUUCACUUUAUAUUCCGAUACAAAAAUCCUAAUACCGGUGUAUUUGAGGAAAAGCAUGCGAAAAGGGUUCUUCCAGAGCUUGAUUCAUACUUUUCUGAUAAGAAAACGCAUCUAUAUACAUUAGUCUUGCGUUCGGACAACACAUUUGAGCGUUACAUUGAUCAAGUCAAGGUUCAAAGUGGAAAUCUUCUCGAUGAUUUUGAACCUCCAGUCAACCCCCCUAGAGAGAUCGAUGAUCCUGAGGACAAAAAACCAGCUGAUUGGGAUGAAAGAGAAAAAAUUGUUGAUACUAAUGCCAAAAAACCUGAAGACUGGGAUGAAAAUGCUCCGGAGACUAUCGAAGACGAAAAUGCCACAAAGCCUCCUGGGUGGUUAGAUGAUGAGCCAGAGAUGAUCCCCGAUCCUGCAGCAGAACCUCCAAAAGACUGGGAUCCUGAAAUGGAUGGUGAAUGGAUUGCACCAAAAAUCAGUAACCCAAAGUGCGCUAAUGCACCUGGAUGUGGUGAAUGGCAGCGACCAGUUAUACCGAACCCAAAAUAUAAGGGGAAAUGGUCUGCUCCAAUGAUCCCUAACCCAGCUUAUAAGGGUAUCUGGACCCCGAGGAAAAUUCCAAACCCUAAUUACUUCGAGGAAAAGAAUCCUUACAAGGGUUUAAUGGAAGUGAGUGCAGUCGGCUUAGAAUUAUGGUCUAUGACCGAUGAAAUCGCUUUUGACAACUUCCUGAUUGUAGACUCAAAGCGUGCAGCUGAUGAUUUUGCCAAAGAGACAUGGGCUGAUAAAAAGGAAGCUGAACGACUGUCUGAUCCUAGAGCUGUAAGUCUUUUUUUUCUUUAAAAUAAUUAUAAUAUUUCCCAAUAUCCAAAGUUGUGUUGUUAAAAUUUUGAAAAUAAUAAUACCUAACUAACAUUGUGGUUGAUUUAUCACGAAGAAUUUGUUCUAGUGUUGUUUGACAUAACUGAUUACCUAUAUUGAGCUUACCUGUCCCUUUUUUAAAGAAUUGUUAUGGAGACAUUUCGUCAUUGGUGGGCAUUUUUAGCUUGUCAUUUGUCUAUUAUGCUAGUUACACCAUAGACGUGAUUUCAACCAUCAUUUUUUGUUGUGAAUUUAGGGGUUUGUCGGGAUUUAUUGAUUUUUCUCAAGUUGGUAUUCAUCAUGCACUGACAUCAAUUGGAGAAAUAUUGGAAAUCUAGAAGCACUGAACAGCUGUUUCGUCCUAGUAUGUGGGCCUCUUCAGCAGCGCGCACCCACGACCCGCCAAGGGUCGAACCUGCAACCUUCAGGUUCCAACUGAUGUCAGUCCAUGAUGAAUACCGACUGGAGAAAUCUUUUGUUGCCAUGCUCACGGAAAACUCGUCUUCUAUGCUAUUUCCAUAUAGUGCUUGCAUUUUGACUAGAUAAUCACUCGAAUUUGAAACAAGUAUUCCCUUAAGUAGUAAAUUUCGAUAACGCUAUUAGACUACGAAGAUGGUCUAAAAAAUGUCGCUAUGACCAGUAGUACGACCUAAGAGCCUACGAACGAUAUAAACCUAACGUGCGAAUGAGAACGGCAACCACCACCACAAUAACAACAAUAAUGACACAUACGUACAGAUACAAGAAGGAAAGACUGACCGUUGACAGAGCUUUCACUGUCUUAGCAACAGUCAACAAGCAAUAGCACUGAAACCAUACCCGUUGUAGUGUCUAUCGUGGCUCGGUGGUGUAGUAGAUGACGCUCUCGCGUUUGAAGCGAUCGCUCCCAAGUCCGUGUCCAUGUGGGAACAACAUCACUCGCUGGGAGGCAGUUACAUCCAGUUGACGAAUCCCAAAUAGGACGAAGUGCUCAUUCUGGAUUUCACUGCCCAUCAUUACUAUACAUAAUUAAAACACAAGCAAUAUCGAGGCAUCCGCACAGGUGCUCAUAUGCCAACAGAGACUGAUCGAUUCGGUUCAGUCAACAACGAUGUAUUACAAGCAAUAACACUAGCAGUCAACCAGGUUGACAGCGAUGUUGAAUAUAUACACUUCUAAAUGACCUUGGAAAUAAUAAAUCCACAUAUAUUUAGCAAUCAAUGAGAGUUCAGCGUUAGAAGCAGAGGGAAGGAAAACUAGUAAGGGUAUGAAAACAGUCAUAUGGGUUAUUUUAAGGUCAUGGCUAAAACUGCAAUUAAACGCUAUGCCAAAUUAGGGCGAUGUAGCCAAUGUGAUGUAUUUGCGCAAUAUAUUUCGAACAAUCUAAUGCCGUACACAUUUACUAGUCACAAGUCAAUGAAUAUACGAAAAUGAAAGGUGAAAUAUAAUGGAAAUGAAAAAGUUGUGACACUAGUCUAGGUAAUAUAAUCAGAUAAGGAUUACCAAGGUAAUGCAAGUGAGACAACAAAUCGUUUUUGAACACACAACUGAGGCUUAAGUUAACGAAUGGUUAACGCUUCAGCGAUUUUCAGUAUGCGCCCCUGCCUGUAUUUUGAAUGCUGUUUCCCUAUUCACCUUAUGAUUCAUUUCAGUGACAUGUUUUGCUGUAGAUGACGAUGGAUGUCUGUCAUCUGCACUUAUCAAUGUUUGUGUGUUGGAUUGCUUACAAGCCAUUUAGGUAUGUGUUGAUCCACCGUAGUCUGCUCAGCACGAUUACUCCUCUCUAUGUAUGUAGGCCUAGACAUACAUGUAAAUUGGUAAACACAGUGGACAUGUGACAUAAUCAUUUGUGCAAGGUUGAGGUUUGUAGCGAAGCAGGUGUUUUGUUAUCUCAACAAUGAUUAGCUGAGCUGUUUGUUUCCCCUGUUUAUGGUACUUUAAGCAAUAUAUCCUUCUUCGGGACCAAGGAAAUUAUAAGCGUUGGUGUUAGCUGUUUUCCACAGUAGUUCACAAAUUGUAAUGAAUGUCUGUUUUCCCUAAACUUGUCUGUCAAGAAUUUCCUCUCAUCAUCCAUUGUAUCCUAUGUACAAAUAGGUUGGAUCCUAUUGAAUCAGCAUUUUACUAAUCCUGUGUUAUAUUUCAUAGGACAAAAUCUGUAGAAACUCAAGUACUAUCCUGUUGAAGUAGGCUUUAUAUAGACUGGUGGUCACUUACCUUGAUCAUUCUUAUGUGAUUAUAUUACCAAGACUAGUGUCACAAUCUUUUCAAUCUCAUCAUAUGUGACCUUUUAUUUUUCCCUUCGUUUUCAUAUAUAAAUACGCCUUGUGACAAGUAAAUGUGUGAUCAGAUUGUAUUGCUCUAAUUCAUCGCAUAUUGUUCAGAUAAUCUUCGUCUCCUAAUUACGCAGUCGAAAUCAUUCGAAAGUCUUAAUUCAGAUGUCGACAGAAUGAAAAAUUGAAAUGCACUCAGCAACCACGUACACAUUUGUUUAUUAGGCACUGAGAUACACAUAUUGUAUGAGUUGCUCAAAUGUUGGUGUGUAUGUGGUGGGGUUUGAAUAACCUGAUAUUCAUUGCUUGAAAAGUCGACAGCCUAAACUACUAAUUGGUCACAGUAUACUACUACUACUAUUAUUACUACUCCUGAACAACUUAAGUGGUUAGAAAUCACUCAGUCUAGUCUGUAGAUUUCGCCAACCAGUCAGAUCAGAGUGAUGUAAGGGCCAGAUGGCCGUUCCGUUCAUCUAGGGCCUAGCCCAUCAGCUAUGCACCGAAACAAAUUCUGCUGAUAAAAGCGAAUUAGUUCAGAUCACCUACAAUUGCAUGAUAAGUGAAUGACUUGUAAAGUAGUGGUAGGGAUUGAUUGUAGAGAAUGAUAGACGAUAGAUCUGUUUGGCACCCAUGAGAAUGAGAUGACUAUUGGCAGUUGUUUGUUGACGAGUCAUUCAUAAGACUGCAAUUUUCCAUAAGUUUGACAUCCAAGAUAGUUAUCUGAGCUAAAGAGACAAGGUACAUACUCUGGAGCCGAACUUGUGAACAGAAAAACAAAACUAUAAAUAUAACCAAGAGCGGAUGCGAUGGACUUAUAAAACCAUGAAGUGUAUCAUUAUUUACUCUCGGAUCGAUUAUUUCAUUCAGUUCAGUCCCAAAUAAGCUGAAUGGUGACCCAAGAAGCUCAGUGCUGACAUGUAUAUCUACACAGCUGAUGAGUAGUUGACAAGUAAAAUGCCCAGAUUAAGCAGACUUUCCUUUCAGCUAUUCUCGCUCACUUUACUAUGAAGCAUCUGUCUUGAUACAGACCCUUGAACAGGACACCCCCCUAUGGUGUGUGUGUAUAUAUUUCUCUUCCCCAGAAGUGUAUGCCUAAUAUUUAUUGUGAUAAUAAUCUCCUAUUAUAUUAUGAUAAUUGUAAUUUCCCGUUGCUAAACAGGGCCGAAUUGUUCGAUCUUUGUUGGCAGAUGAGCAGAUGACUAGUAGGAUGGCUCCAGGACUCGUGUUACGUCAUGGUUGAGGCUCAUCAGUUGGAAAUGCCUGCACCCCAAUGCGGAGUGAUGUUGCUCCAACUAUCGUCCCCCAAUAGCCUAGUGGAUGAUAACGCUCUGGCGUUUGAAGCGAUGGGUACUAGGCUUGAGCCUCAGUGGGAAGAAUAUUACUCACUAGAGUGCAGGUCAAUCCAGCUGACGAGUCCCAAAUAGGACGAAAUGCGCGUCCUGAAUUUCCUUUUCUAGUUAUCAAGAUCAAUAUAUUAUCGUUUUAUGAUUAAGAUGUUAAUUUUGAUUUCAGUUCAUAUUGCAUAAAUCUCAACACACAAGCUUUUCACUUAGAUGAAAUUUCCUGUAAUAUUGUUCAUUUCAUUUUAUACUUCAUGAUUAUUUUCUUUUUCUCUUGUGUAGCAAAGUGUUGUAGAUGCUAUACGAGAAACGUAUAAUGAAAAGCCUUGGUUAAUCUUUGUAAUUGGCCUUGUCUGUACAUUACCAAUUCUACUUUGUUGUAUCUACUUCUGUCGGUCACCAUCUAAGUAUGAUGUAGGUGUACACAAGAAAACUGAUUUGCCUAUACCAGAUGAUUUUCAUCAAAAAGAUGAUGAAAAAGAUGCAGAAAUUGAAGAAUUAGAAGAGUCUGGUGAAGAUGAUAUUGUUCAAGUUUCUAAAGGUUCCGGUGAUGAAUCCGAUGCUAAUAAAACUGGUAGUAGCAGUAAAGGUGAUCUGGAUGCAGAUUCUGCUGAGGAAGCUACUGAUGGUGCUACAGAAACUAAGGGGGCUUCAACUGAAAAACAGUCGGUUAGGAAACGUCGUUCACGGAAGGAAUAAAAACUUGGAAUAUCAUUCCUAAAAAAUUAUGUGUCCAUAUCGGUUCAUCUCAAUCCCUCUUGUUCUUUUUUUUUUUUACCACUGGUGAGAUGAGAUAGGAUUCAUAUAUGCUGAAAUUUUUCAUCUCUCCUGUUAUGUACCUGUUCUUGUAGUUUUUCUUUGUUUGUUUAUUUUGGGUAGUUAUACAUAUACUUCACUCACUAAUUAUAUUGUCCACUAUCUAACUUGUGUGUAUUCAUUGGCAUCAAGCUUUUCUCUGUUUGCCAGCUUGUUCACACCUUAUUGUUGUUUAUCACAAUUCGGUUCUUUUUCAUCUUCAUUUUAAUUUGAUGUUAGUGUGUGUGUUCUCUGCCUAUUGAUUUCAUUUUGUGAAUAAAAUCAUACCCUUAGCCU